GAUGGCGGACGAUCUAGACCGGCUCCUGGACGAGGUGGAGAGGCGGCUGUGCCAGCGGCACGGCAUCGGCGAGGAGCACGAAGCGGAGAGGCGGCUGUGCCGGCGGCACGGCAUCGGCGAGGAGGAGCCCGCGGCGGCCAAGGAGGGCAGAUCAGCUAAAGUGUUAAUGAGUGCUGGCAGCAGCGAAGAAGAUCUAGACAACAUUAUUGAUGAAAUCUGUAAUGACAGCAGCUUUACCAAAACACCUCCGAAGUUGAAGUCUAAUUCUGCAAGUCUCACACCUGAAAGAAAUAGUCUUGUUGUACAGGCACAUGGGAAAAGAUGCUGUCCAGUGUACUUGGGUGGAAGCCUUUCACCAUCUGGGAUAGGAACAAAUAUUUCAAAAAGAGCGUGCGAUCAGCUGCGUUGUACUGCUUGUGACUUCCGCGUGUCACUUUUCAAUGACUACGUCUGGGAUCAGUCCUGUGACUAUCUUUUUUUCAGGAAUAACAUGCCUGAGCUCAGUAAACUAAGAGCAAAGAUGAUAAAGAAGAAAGGAGCACGUGCAUAUGCUUGUCAGUGCAGCUGGAGAUCCAUUGAUGAAUUAACUGACCUGCAAACAGAGCAGCAGCUUCGGUGGGUUUGUGGUAAACAUGGAGAAUGAAGUCUUCUUGUGUGGGAUAUCUACUUGUCUGGAAAUGGCUCUUAAAAUCAAUUUGUUUCCCGUGCAGUUCUCUGAGAACAGAUGGAAAAUUGAAUACUUAGAUCCAGAAAUAGAUUAUAGCACCUUGAGACUCUUCCUCACAUCUAGCAGAGAGCCUCAUUUCCCAUGUCUGCAGAAUCCUGGAUUCAAAAUGGUGGGUUGGGAAACAACCAUGACACACAAGCAUAUGAAUUUCUGCACAGAAGUGAAUCCUGCUCUUCUGCUUUGCUCAUUGUUGUUAAUGAGCAAGUGGUUGUUUAUCUCUUAAAAAAUUACUAUGGGAUCAGCUCUCAUCUUCAAGGUUUCAGCACACCCCCAAACUUUACUUACUUUUACCCAUCAGUAACCAAAACUGCAGGUGCUGAACAUUUUCUUCCAAUUCCUACUGCUUUCUUCAGAGCACUUUCUGCUGACUAAGGACUUCUGCCACAAUGAAUUUCUUGAACUUCUCUUCAGCCCUCACUGCACAAGAGAUGAAAAAAUUAUUGUGCAAUUAUUAAAUGUUCAGUUUUUAAAUAUGCAAUUUUAAAGAUUUUGAAGGGUAUGUUACUCUUUUUAUCAGUAUUUUUAAGGGAAAAAGGCUCAAGCUUUUAAGAGUGAGAAAAUAUAAAUCCCUACUGAUGUUCAAAUUCAGAUUUUUUUUAAGUUUCACUUACCUUUCACUUCAGCUUCUCUUUAAAAAAAUUUGUAUUCAGAAAGUGCAACUGUCCUGUUUCAACAUACUCCCUUCCCUCAGUAACUUGUUACUUGGUGAGUUGUGUUUCUUACAGUCAGUCACUAUAGUUAAUGAGCUUUUUCUUUUCAUUAUGUAUACAUAACACAGAAGAUAGAUUUCAGUUUUAGGCAGGGGGAGAGGGAGGAAGGAAUAACCAGCCCUGUCAUUUACUACAUUGAAAAGUGUCUCAGUAUGGGAAGUAUGUCAGUGUUUUUGCUGUGCCGUAUGUGUAUCUGUACAGAUAAAUUCAGAAUUACUUACUUUGCACAAUUCUAGCUGUACAGAGCCAUUUCCCUUUUUCUGAAGUUUUGCUCAUGGUUCUAGUCUGUAUAUUUGUUCUGUUUCUGAGCCUUCCCAGAACAAUUGUGUGGUCUUACAGAGGUGAUUCCUGUGUCUGUCGCCCUCUGAAAGAGCAGAUCUCAGUAGUGAUCAGAGGCAUCACACACUCUGCACCCUGCUUACCUUGUCCUUCCAAGAGUGCUUGUUCUAGAGCCUGCAGAGGCCCAGCAGUGUGCCUGGGAAGUCUGGCAGUGCUUCCUCGGUGCUCCAGACUGCUCCUUCCAGUGCCCAUGCAGCCUUGCUGCAGUCAGAGGUGAGUUAGCUUUGGAGAGGUACUACUUGGCAUGAUGGUGUAGACAUAUUUAGGGUCAUGUGUUGUUUUCAAUGAAUUUAGUAUUUCGGGCUGAGGUUUCAACUCCUAGAGUCCAAAACUGCAGUUUCAGGACCAGGGACCAGUUGACUACUGCUCAGACAGCUCCUAAAAGAGCUCUGCUUGCCUUUCUGUCCUUUGUGAAGAUGUAGCCCUGGUCUGGGCUGUAUGCAUUGAGUGUUCCUGGGUGUUCUUCAAGUGGGCCCAAGCGGCUUUCAUGCCUAGAGAACAUGAGUGCUAAGAAUAAGAGAAGAACCCAGAGGCAGGUAACAAGCUCUUGGGAGGAAGAAACCUGCUUUCCAUUCUUCUCAAAGAAUGCAUUUCAAAAAGUGCUGAGUUGUCUUGGCUUUUGUGUUUCAAGGCUAUUUGAAACUUAUGACAAAGUAAUUCCACAUGGUUUCUUUUGGCUAGAAUUGUACUGGAACUUGUGCCACAGUGUAGAAACAAGUUGGACUUGCAAUCUGUGAGCCAAAAAUGGGGAAAAUCCUAAUUCCCAUCUCAGUUCAUGAGACCAAGUCUUAUGUGACUAGGAAAGGGAUGGUGGAGUGUCUCCUGUACCCUGAAGACCCCCCUGGAAUAAUCAGGUAUAUUCAAGUGUAAUUGUUUCUGGCCUUGGUCAGAGUGGUGGAAUAUGACAGCUUUUUGUCCAAGGGAAGUUGUAAACAGGUACAGAAUAGUACUUCUUGUACAGGUUUUCAGAAUUUAUCAUAUUUCUAGAUUUGAGAAUAAUUGCUGCGUCAUUAGAUACAAUUAUUUUGUUGGAGGGAGGAGCAGUAUUAAGAUUUGAUUCCCUUUCCUUUGCUUUCUUCAGUUAAAUCUUACAAACCACUCCAAAGUCCUCAGAUGAAAAGAAUGUAAAGAAAGGUAAAACUAGGGCUUGAGUGUUCAUCUGAUGAAGGUAUUGUCAGAUUGUACAAGGUUCUCAAGAUGUUGUAGCCCAGACCCUAAGUGAUAUUUCUGUGUUGGUUAUCUGAGAUAGGAGGGAUUAUGUACAGAAUUCUGUUUAAGAGUAUGUAAAGAAUUCUGUUUAAGAAUGCAACUCAGCUGUUGUCGAAUGGAAGUACUGGAGAAGAGUGUUGCUAAGUAUAAACAUAACCACUGUUUUCCUCCAAUUUUUUGCUUUGGAAUAUUAAUACCAUUUCCAAUUGUGAAAUGGGCAAGGUGAAAAGUUAACACUUUUAUUUUGCUUACUGAUACGCUUUGAAAUUUUCUGGCCUGUCCCAUUAGUCUGCAGCAGAUCCCUCAAAAAAACAAGCAAUGAAGGAUGACAAAAUGAGAUUCCAUCAACUUCUAAUAUGCUGCUCUGACUUAACUUUCACUUGUUUUACCUGCAAACUAUGGAGGGUGAAUAUAGCUGAGAAGAGUCAUUAUUAAGACUUGACCUGCCAUUAAAGUUAACUUACAGAAGCAUAAUAUCAUUACAUAUUGCUCUGCACUGUAUUAUAUCAAAUAAAGAUUUUUUUUGUCCUAACACCUAUUUUAGUUUUGUACAGAAGAUAUUCUGCAAAUGCUGCCACUUGCUGAAAGACUGCCACUUCUCUUGUUUCCUGACAUGUGAGUCUUUGGAUCAUGUCACCAGCACAUGUGGUAGUCACACAAUACAUGAAGUGCUGUGUUGGGAGCUGCAUACACAAAUUUCUCUUCCUGCCAGGCCCUUUUUUCAAAAGACCGGACAUUCUGUGCGUGGUGUGACACCUGGUAACUGCAGGCAGGUGGAGUAAAGGAACAUCAGGUGCUGCUCAUUUGUGAGGGCUACAUCUGAUGCCUAGGGUUUGGCUUGUGUGCUUUGAGAAAGUUCUUCAAAUGUCAGCGCUUA
Molecule: messenger RNA, 3862 nt
Organism: Onychostruthus taczanowskii (white-rumped snowfinch)
Lineage: Eukaryota; Metazoa; Chordata; Aves; Passeriformes; Passeridae
Gene: CFAP418
Product: chromosome unknown C8orf37 homolog
Exons: 6
Coding region: 2-643 (213 amino acids)
Cellular component (GO): cytosol
Source: RefSeq, a predicted model, not a curated record